GGAGCAAAAUCUCCAAAAGAAUAGUUCGUAUGAGGAACUUCCUCGGAAGCUGGCAAAUGAUCAAUUGAAGCAUCAACCACGACAGCAGUAUCGAAUGUCUGGAUAUGAGCAGCCUUCACAGCAGCCACAUGAUGAUCAGACUCGUAAGAAUACACAAAAGAUGAUGCAGCCAUGCCAGCAGACGGAAUACCAAAAUCCUCCUAAGAAGGAUCAGUAUAUAAAUCUGUCUCAGAAUGUGCAGCAGCCUCCACAGAUGCCAAGUGAUGAUCAUAAUAAUGCUUCAAAAAUGAUGCAAGAAAAUCUCCAACCGAAUGAUCCCUGUGACGGUCCUUCCCCAAAUGUUCGUCUUGAGCAGUUGAAGCAGCAGCCACAGCAGGAGUAUCGAGAGUCUUCUUAUGAGAAUUCUGCAAAGAAAUCUUCGCAUGGAAAUGCUCAGAACAUAAGGGAACCCCCACAUCAGCCACACAAUGAUCAUAAGAAUGCUUCCAAAAUGAUGGAGCAAAAUCUCCAAAAGAAUAGUUCGUAUGAGGAACUUCCUCGGAAGCUGGCAAAUGAUCAAUUGAAGCAUCAACCACGACAGCAGUAUCGAAUGUCUGGAUAUGAGCAGCCUUCACAGCAGCCACAUGAUGAUCAGACUCGUAAGAAUACACAAAAGAUGAUGCAGCCAUGCCAGCAGAUGGAAUACCAAAAUCCCACUAAGACGGACGAAUAUGUCGAUCCUCCUCAGAUGAAAAUGGAGUACAAGAAUUCCCCUAAAAUGGAUCUGAAUGAUCAGUUUAAGGAACAGACACCGAUAAUGGAUCGGGUUCUGAUGCCACAUGAUGAUUAUAAGAAUGCUCCCAAAAUGAUGCUGAAGCAUCUCCCAAAGCAGGAUCCGUGUGAACAACUUCCUCAGAAGGCUCCUAAUGAUCAGUUGAAGCAGCAGCCACCGCAGGAGUAUCGAGAGUCUGCUUAUGAGAAUUCUGCAAAGAAAUCUUCGCAUGGAAAUGCUCAGAACAUAAGGGAACCCCCACAUCAGCCACACAAUGAUCAUAAGAAUGCUUCCAAAAUGAUGGAGCAAAAUCUCCAAAAGAAUAGUUCGUAUGAGGAGCUUCCUCGGAAGCUGGCUAAUGAUCAAUUGAAGCAGCAACCACGACAGCAGUAUCGAAUGUCUGGAUAUGAGCAGCCUUCACAGCAGCCACAUGAUGAUCAGACUCGUAAGAAUACACAAAAGAUGAUGCAGCCAUGCCAGCAGACGGAAUACCAAAAUCCUCCUAAGAAGGAUCAGUAUAUAAAUCUGUCUCAGAAUGUGCAGCAGAUGAUGCAGCAGCCACAUGAUGAUCAGACUCGAAAGAAUACACAAAAGAUGAUGCAGCAAAAUCAUCAAACCGAGUACCAAAAUCCUCCUAAGAAGGAUCAGUAUAUAAAUCUGGCUCAGAAUGUGCAGCAGCCUCCACAGAUGCCAAGUGAUGAUCAUAAUAAUGCUUCCAAAAUGAUGCAAGAAAAUCUCCAACCGAAUGAUCCCUGUGACGGUCCUUCCCCAAAUGUUCGUCUUGAGCAGUUGAAGCAGCAGCCACCGCAGGAGUAUCGAGAGUCUUCUUAUGAGAAUUCUGCAAAGAAAUCUUCGCAUGGAAAUGCUCAGAACAUAAGGGAACCCCCACAUCAUCCACACAAUGAUCAUAAGAAUGCUUCCAAAAUGAUGGAGCAAAAUCUCCAAAAGAAUAGUUCGUAUGAGGAGCUUCCUCGGAAGCUGGCUAAUGAUCAAUUGAAGCAGCAACCACGACAGCAGUAUCGAAUGUCUGGAUAUGAGCAGCCUUCACAGCAGCCACAUGAUGAUCAGACUCGUAAGAAUAACGUAAAGAUGAUGCAGCCAUGCCAGCAGACGGAAUACCAAAAUCCCACUAAGACGGACGAAUAUGUCGAUCCUCCUCAGAAGAAAAUGGAGUACAAGAAUUCCCCUAAAACGGAUCCGAAUGAUCAGUUUAAGGAGCAGACACCGCUGUUGUAUCGAGUUCUGAUGCCCCAUGACGAUUAUAAGAAUGCUCCCAAAAUGAUGGUGAAGCAUCUUCCAAAGCAGUGUCCGUGUGAACAACUUCCUGAGAAGGCUCCUAAUGAUCAGUUGAAGCAGCAUCCACUGCAGGAGUAUCGAGUACCUGGUCAUCAGUGUUUUACAAAGAAUCUUUCGCAUGAGAAGUCUCAUCACAUGGUACAGAAAAAUCAGCUGACGGACUACCAAGAUCCCCCUCCGAAAUUUCCCGUUGAUCAUUUAAAGCAGCAGCCCACGCAAGAGUAUCAGGAGUCUGUUUAUCAUAAUUAUGCAAAGAAAACUUACCAUGGAAAUCCCCAGAAUAUGCGGCAGCAUUCUCAGCAGCAACCGUAUGAUCAGCAGACUCGUAUGAAUUCUCCCUCGAUGAUGCAGGAAGGUCAGCAGACGAAGCACCAAAAUCUCCAUAAGAUGGAUCCGUUUGAGGGUGCUCCCUCGCAGGCUUCUCAAAGAAAUCCAUUGAAACAGAACCCAGAGGAACAUUGGGAGCCUACAUAUCUGAAUUAUGAUAAGAAUCCUCAGCAGAUUGUUAAAAAUUCUCCCAAGGAGUCUCAUAAUCACCCAAAGAAGAAUCCGCUUGAGGGUUGUCUUCCGAGGUCUCCGCAUGAUCAAUUGAAGAAACAGCCACCGGAGGAGUAUCGAGUUUCUUCUCAGGUUACUUCUGAUCACUUUAAGCAUCGGGCUCCAGAAGUCUAUCAGAAUUCUACACAGAAACCUUCUCAUGGGUUUGCUCAGGAUAUAAAGCAGCCUUCACAGCAGCCAUUUGAUGUUCCGACUCGUAAGACUGCUCCCAAAUUGUUGCAGGCGGAGUACCAGAAAGCGGCUAAAAAGGAUUCGUUUGAGGCUCCUAUACAGAAGACUCCGAAUGAUCACUUGAAGCAGCAGCCACCGCGGGAGCAUCUGGAGUCAUCUUAUUGCAAUUCAGCAAAGCAGCAGUUGCAUUCCAAUUUGCAAAAGCAGCCGUUCUCGAAUGCUACUCAAGAGCAUGCAGAGAGUAGUUCAAGCCGGAUUAAAACACCUCAUAGCCGAAACUGCACUAAGGCCACUGUCGCCCCUGUGCCACGUGCUCGGUCCAGCAGUCGCCUGGUGCAGCAACAACUUUUUACGAACGCUGACGAUUGCCAACCCUCACACAUUGCCGAUAAAGCUGAGGUAAGAUGUUCCCCCAAAUGCUGCGAAAAGCACAGCUCCAAGAUGGCAUGCAAACACGAGUACCUGUCCACGGAGUCCACGUCCACGGCAUCGACUGUGAUCAGUGUGAAGAACGCCGACGAACUGCGUUCCCUGGUGAGCAACGAAUUGGAAUUACAGGCGGUGAUUAUGGAACUGUCCAACGAUUCUAAGAAGGAGGGGAUAUUGAAUCCGAAACAGUGUACACAUGACAAAACUUACAAGUCGAAGAAAAUGUGGGAGAAUGCAUACACAAGAGCACGAGCAGACCUGGAUAAAGUACAGCAAGUUGAUUACAGUCACACUGUAGAUAAUAUAGUGAGCGAAUCAGUCAUUAGUCCCAUGAUCCGUCAGAUCCAAAGAAUGUACAUUCGAAAUCUUCGUGACGAGAUGGCUUUGGUGGAGUCGCUGGAGUUGGUGCCGCUUCUCGUCAAAGAGGUGUGCGAGAACGUCGAUAACAUGGACCAAAACAAACUUUAACAAUGCCUCCAGUCAUUUCUUUAUUUUAUUUGUUAAGAGUUGUUGGUUUAAUAUAUUUUAUAUACACUUGUGCACAAUAAAAGCGCCAAACAGGCAUAAUGGCGG
Drosophila guanche is the source of this 3778-nucleotide messenger RNA. Its product is annotated as mediator of RNA polymerase II transcription subunit 12. Lineage: Eukaryota; Metazoa; Arthropoda; Insecta; Diptera; Drosophilidae. The coding region runs from base 95 to 3673 and encodes 1192 amino acids. The record is from RefSeq and is a predicted model, not a curated record. The transcript has 3 exons.